GCACACUAUUAUCGACCGGGGAGAGCAACAGCACUGAACAGCACCUCACCCUCGAACUUGAAGCCCCUCUCUCUUCUUCUUCUUCCUCUUGCUCUGUUUCUGUCACUCUGCGACAGACUGCGACCAGCAGGCUGCUGCUGCUAUCAUCUCGUACUCAUGGGAUUGGAGACUCGUCGUCGGUACGUACCCGACUACCGUAAACCAUCUCUGCCAUUGCUGGGCCUAGCACCAUGCAAGUGCACGGAAACCUGCUCCCACUUCGCUACUCCGGCGGCGGCCAGCCCGACCGGUACCUUGUCCCCUCCACUACAUCCAACCGUAACACGCUUGUCCCUUUUCAGAGGGGGUCUCUCUGCGGCCUGCCAUGGGGCCAUAGGCCGUAGCUUGUCGUCGGCCGACUUUGGGGGGGGGGGAGCUGCGUGGUGUGCGGGCAGUGAGAUUGGUGUAUCCGUACGCAUAGGCAGACCGCACUUACCUUACGAAAAGAACCGAGAAACUCUAGCUAGCCAUCUCUAUAUUUUCGCAUUCGAAGCGACGAGCAGCAAUAACCACUUCGGGCAGUUCGCAAGAUUCGGCACCAUGUGGACAAGAGGCUCCAGAGUAAAAAACACAAAUGCCCGCCGUCGGCCCUUCUCACUCAAAGGGCGCGAUACAGAGUGGUGUCAUAGAACGUCGAGGGGUCACCUACCUAGUAACCGUAGCAGAAACCGUUUGCCAAAUGGAGCAUUCCGGUGCGGAAACCCUACCCAAUUUCGCCUAGUCCACAUCCACUGGCACAACAUCCUCCGUCCAGACGUACGGAGCACACAGUAGAGAGAGGAGGUUGGAGCCACUGGCGUAUCGAUCGCUAGUGCGUUGCGUCGUCCCUUUGGAAAGGGAAAAAAAAAGAGCCUUGGAUCUAGGUAUCUCCUGAGGCCUUCUAGCACCCCCAUUGCAAAGCCAUGAGAAUCCAUACCUAAGACGAGAAUUGCGACCUGA
This is a messenger RNA of Colletotrichum acutatum, 978 nucleotides long. RefSeq lists its product as uncharacterized. The transcript has a single exon. NCBI's taxonomy places the organism in Eukaryota, Fungi, Ascomycota, Sordariomycetes, Glomerellales, Glomerellaceae. The record is from RefSeq and is a predicted model, not a curated record. The coding region runs from base 157 to 813 and encodes 218 amino acids.